AUGGCUGCAUUUGAGUCAAAUAUAUGGUCUUCAAAAGCCCUUCAAUUUUCAGCACGGCCCGAUUUUGAAAGCGAUAACUGAGAAAUUUUGACCUACUACAGAAACAGAAUGGAAGAAGGUGAGCGAGAAGCUGAAGACUGGCUCAGAAAACAAGAAAGUCUUAGAGUCCGCCAAGAGCACUUGCACAAGCUUGAAUGGGAACAAAAAUCCCGCUUAGAAGAAGAACAAGAGCUUAUGCAUCAGGUCAAAGAAAGGCAAUCAGUCCUCGACAAAGGCCGUGACGAGCUUGUCGCUUUGGCAAGCGAGCAUGAGCAGUUUUUCAAAAACAAAGCAGGAAAUCGUGACAAGCUGCUAAGAAUCAUGGAAAAAACAGAGCCGAUUCAGCAAGAUAUAUAUUUAUCUGAAGGAGAAAAGCCGUUAAAUGUAUAUUCUUAUGCGUCUAACUCCAAUUCUAAUGACCUCAAGCCAAAGCACAUCAUAAGGACUCUUCAUCUGCCGUCCCCACAGACAGAGUCAUUGACCAAAGAAAGAGACCAAUUAUUAAAAGAAAUUGAAGACCAAAGGAGAUUUUUCGUUGAAAAAAUCAAUGAAGCAAGAGAACAUAAAAGGUUCAGGGAAGACUUUUUAAGGACUAAUUAUGAAGAAAACAGCCAAGAAUUAGAUAGCUUGAUAGAGAGGCUAAAUAAAGCCCAGGAAGGGAAAUUGUUUGCUAUAAGGGAUAUUAUUAGGCUCAAGCAUGAAUAUGAAGAACGAGAAAGGCUAAUUUUAGAAAAUUCCCAAGAAAUGAGGGUGAAAUUGGACGCCUUGCUGAUUGAAGCACAAAAUAAUAAAAUAAAAACCAAAAAGGAUACGAGUAAAGCAGAAAAGGACGCCAAUGAAAAAGCUAUGGACUUUGCCCAUCAGUUUAGGAACCAGUCGUCAGAGACUAAAGAUAAGCUUGACCUGAUAAAGGACCAAUAUAACCGUCUUCAAGCGAUUUUCCAAAAUAAAGUGGCAGAUUUAGAAGGCAGAUAUUUCGCGUUAAAUAGAAAAUACCAAGACUUAGAGUCACGGACUAAGCUGGAAAAUGAAGGAUAUCGCUCUGAAAUCGCAAGUCUGCAGUUUAGGAUCGACAAAUAUUUAAAUCCAAAGCCAGAGUAUCAGAAGCCUACAAAACGGCCUGAAUCCAAAUUCUAAUUUUUUAUAUUUUACUAUAUAAAUAGCACCAUUUUUUAAUAAUAAAAAUCAAUAUCCUUCAGCAUACAUCUGUGACAGGUGUGUCCAUCACCACAGCCAAUAAUAUUAAAUCGCUAA
This is a messenger RNA of Blepharisma stoltei, 1293 nucleotides long. NCBI's taxonomy places the organism in Eukaryota, Ciliophora, Heterotrichea, Heterotrichida, Blepharismidae. The record is from the annotation of a GenBank genome assembly.